AUGAAUCAAAAUAUUUUAGAAAAUCAAAUAAAUGAUCAUAUAAAUGAUGAAUUCUUUGAUAAUAUACCUGAAUUAGAAGAAGAUUUUACUUUUCUAUAUGAUAAUAAUGCAAUAAAUGAAGCAUUUACUUUUGUAUUAAACACUACAUUAUUAAAACUUAUAAGUAAAUGGAUAUCUAUAGUUGCUAAAUCUGAUGAUAUUCAAAUGCAAGAAAAAGGUUUAAAAUCAAUUAUAUCAGCUUUACAAACUUUUGAUUGUUUUGAUUUUAAUGAAGAUAAUAAUAAGAAUAGUUAA
Messenger RNA from Funneliformis geosporum, 294 nucleotides. Lineage: Eukaryota; Fungi; Glomeromycota; Glomeromycetes; Glomerales; Glomeraceae. The record is from the annotation of a GenBank genome assembly.